Messenger RNA from Beauveria bassiana ARSEF 2860, 981 nucleotides. RefSeq names its product Di-trans-poly-cis-decaprenylcistransferase-like protein. The transcript has 3 exons. Lineage: Eukaryota; Fungi; Ascomycota; Sordariomycetes; Hypocreales; Cordycipitaceae. Gene Ontology annotation, molecular function: ditrans,polycis-polyprenyl diphosphate synthase [(2E,6E)-farnesyl diphosphate specific] activity. Gene Ontology annotation, cellular component: endoplasmic reticulum membrane; dehydrodolichyl diphosphate synthase complex. The record is from RefSeq and is a predicted model, not a curated record. Bases 1 to 981 code for a protein of 326 amino acids.
AUGCCUGUCACCGCGAAUGCCCGCAAGGCGUAUCGCGCCGAUGCAAAGUCCAACCAUACGCUCUUAAGCGAGCAGGAGAGGGCUCGGUUGAUCCAGGCCCAUUUGCCUCCUAUCAACGAUAGCCCGCCCGUUUCGAAGAAGAACAACCAAAGAAAAUCGCACCUAGGCGUGCGCCGCUUUCUGAAGAAUGCGCUCUUCGUCUUCGUCUUUGCCAUUAUGCAUGGCGUCUUCUCCCUUUACAUCCGUCUCCGACAGGCGUGGAACAUUGUGCGCUACCAAAUAUCAUCCAUUCUGUACUAUCACCAUGGAACUCCAGAAUACAUUCGCCGGGAUGUUGCUGGACUGCCGAAGAAGCCGAAUCACCUCAGUGCUGUUUUGCGCGCCGAGGAGGAUAAGCGACCCAAGGCCGAUCUUGAGCGUCUGAUUGACGAGGCGGCUGAGCUGGCGACUUGGACUGCCUGCGCCGAGAUCCCGAUGCUUUCCAUUUACGAGAAGACUGGAAUUCUCAAGAAUCACAUGCCCCGCGUCUACGAGGCCAUACUCGCCAAAUUCGCACUCUACUUCGGAACAGAACAUCCUUCUCUUUCCGUCACGUCACCGCACCGUGAGGCAGUCUCUACGCCCGCUUCGAUGAGCGCGAAUCCUGCCGGCCAGCUGCGACUUCACCUGAUUUCCGCGCAGGAUGGUCGCGAGUCCGUUGUUGACCUGACCCGAACUCUUGCCGACAUGUCGCAAAAGGGCAAGCUCUCACCUCGCGACAUCUCUAUGGACCUCAUCGAUGCCGAACUAUCAGAAGGCAUCAUGCCUGAGCCGAACCUGUUGAUUCUCUUCAGCCCCUACGUCGAAAUCUCCGGCUACCCCCCGUGGCAAAUUCGUCUCACAGAGAUUUUCUGCCUUCAGGACAACGAGUCUUUUGGCUACCAAGUUUUUGUCAAGGCCCUGCGCAACUUCUCGAAUGCUCAGUUUCGCCGCGGGAAAUAG